Messenger RNA from Hypomesus transpacificus, 1494 nucleotides. Its product is annotated as B-cell linker protein. The transcript has 18 exons. The coding region runs from base 355 to 1416 and encodes 353 amino acids. NCBI's taxonomy places the organism in Eukaryota, Metazoa, Chordata, Actinopteri, Osmeriformes, Osmeridae. The record is from RefSeq and is a predicted model, not a curated record. Gene Ontology annotation, biological process: intracellular signal transduction; cell surface receptor protein tyrosine kinase signaling pathway.
UGGUAAUCUGUGGGCGGAUGUGAGGCUACACUAUCACUGAGGAAACCCACAAGAGAUAAGUUGACCUUGUGCGCCUGUGCUGUAGCUGCUGAGACAUUCUGGUAUGGCUGCCUGCAACAAACAGGAAGCCGCUGCAUCCUAGUACUUCUCUAUAAGGCCAGAGGGUUCUGAUGUCGUACACUGUUUAUUGAUUCUCUGGUCUGGCAUGUGAUGGUCCGAUACAUAUGAUAACCUAUUUGUGAGAAACAGGCCCGACACUAAUAUUGCCACUCAGCGUGUACCUCAAGACCCACUUCACCGCACAGGUGCCCUUUCCCAAGAGAGAGAGAGAUAAACUAUGCGUCUGUUUUGAUAAUGGAACGUAAUAAGAGAGGCAACAAGGCAAAACAGAAACAUCAUGUGUUCAACAACAUGGAGGCGACACAGUACCACACAGCAGACGACCUGGAAAAGAUUGACGUGCAGAUCCGGCCAGCCAGACCCCCUCUUUCUGAAACUGAAUACACAGACAGGGACAUUCGAAGACGUUUGACUGCUAAGAGUCUAUACCCAGAAUCUGCAGAGAGCCAUCUCAUUCAUACUAGAUUUGCCAAUAAAGAACAAGCUCAUAAUCCAGGACCUGCUGUCAACCGACAAUUAAAGCCAGGCAGAGGAAGGACUCCAUUGGAUGGGAAAAUGCAGGUUGUGAAGACAAAAGACAAGAACAUUGAAUUCUCCAAAAGGUCUCCUAGGCCCUUGUCGAGUGGCCUCGUGCCCCUGCUGUCUGAAAUGGAGCUCAAGAAACCCUGCAUGAAGAAAACAAACAUAGGAAUUAAAAAUGAAGUAUGUGAAACUUCAUCAGACCUACAGUCUACAGAGAGUAACUACCCCCAUAGAUAUUCUUUGGACCUUGAACAUCCUGACAUGAGGUUACAAGAAAGACACAUAAUUCCAGUAGAGAGUACCUCAAGAAGGCGCCAAAACCAUGAAUGGCCUCCCAUUAAAGGUGACCUUGAACAGCAUGACUUUGUUUCUAAGGAAAAGCCCACUCUGACGCACAAAAAAGACUGGUACAUAGGAGCCUGUGAACGAUCAGAAGCAGAGCAUGCCCUACACCUAGUGAACAGGGACGGUGCGUUUUUGGUGCGGAAUAGCUCUAAAAACUCUCCCAGCGAACCCUAUGUCCUGGUUGUGUUACAUGAAAAGAGAGUUUACAAUGUGAAAAUUCGUUUCAUUGAUAGCACCUGCAAGUAUGCUCUGGGGACUGGCCAACGGUCAAAUGAUAUGUUCGAUUCUGUGGCAGACAUCAUCAAAUUCCACUCCAUAUUUCCUGUUUCCUUGAUCGAUGGGAGAACUGUGUCAACUAACACAUUUCAGAGGAACUGUGUGUUGAUGUACCCAAUCACAAAAGAGGAUUUGAGCCAACUCUUGAUAUGAAAUAUGGCUACCUAUCGACUAAGAGCAAAAGGCUCCAGAUUUAUUAUUGUAACAGCUACAUUUGGGGCGGGCGGGUGG